AUGUCUAAGGAAAGCAAAGAUCGCCAGCUUACGUAUUUUGAGAAGCAACGUGAUCUGCUGAUCACCGAGAUUGCCACUUCGAUGGACACAGUGCUCAACAACAUCAACGCGCUGAAUAGAUCGCUGGAAGGGACAGUGGCUGUUGGAAAGGAAUUUGAAAGCGUUGCAGCUCUUUGGGCCAAUUUCUAUGAUGCAAAGGCUCAGAUGGAACGUAUGAGACCACUGGACACAGAGGUGAUGACAGGCUCUGAUGCUGUCGAGCCGUUAUCUACAGACGUAGAGAAAAUGGAUGCUGAUAUAACGAGCAAUCCCGAGUCAAACAAUGGUGCAAACUGA
This is a messenger RNA of Williopsis jadinii, 336 nucleotides long. It is a transcript of the gene DAD1, whose product is annotated as Dad1p. Gene Ontology annotation, cellular component: mitotic spindle pole body; spindle microtubule; mitotic spindle. The transcript has a single exon. Lineage: Eukaryota; Fungi; Ascomycota; Saccharomycetes; Phaffomycetales; Wickerhamomycetaceae. The record is from RefSeq and is a predicted model, not a curated record. Bases 1 to 336 code for a protein of 111 amino acids.